Messenger RNA from Lethenteron reissneri (Far Eastern brook lamprey), 2517 nucleotides. RefSeq lists its product as uncharacterized. The record is from RefSeq and is a predicted model, not a curated record. NCBI's taxonomy places the organism in Eukaryota, Metazoa, Chordata, Hyperoartia, Petromyzontiformes, Petromyzontidae.
CACGCCAGGUAUAUAAACAGAGCGGCAGCGCUGAGUGCCUCCUGAGCUCUUUCUGUCGCCCGCACGACCGCCACGGACUCCUGCUGCCAAACCGCUAAAAAGGAAGAGAAAGACAUGGAUCCACACGAAGCUAUUGAAAAUGCAUUUAAACAUGCAUUGAAAAUUAUGCUGUAUGAAUUGGAACCACAUUUAAAUAGUUUUCACCAAUAUUGCAAUGAUUCUUACAAGAAAAUGAAGGAUUUUCUAAAAUCCUUGUUACCCGUUGCAUCGAGCUUCAUUCAAGGGUUUCGUCAAGAAUUCGAAAAAAACGAUAAAAAACACAGAAAUUUAAUUUCAAGCAGUUACAAUCUUCUUAAUGAAAUCCAUAUAACACACAGGUUACUUUCCAGCAUAGUUGAGGAGGUUAUUAAGAACAAAAUAUCAGUAGAAGAGGCAGAUGCAUUCCUCAAGACCAAAAUUGCUGACAUUGAGCAACCAUUGACCCAAAUCAUCGCGGAUCAUGAACAUCUUCUUGACGCAUAUAAAUAUACAAUGGAUCGUGUCACUGAAAAGCGUAACAGUCUUAUAGAAAAUAAAGACAGCAUCGCUUCAGGUGCGGCUAAAGUAGUCGUGGCAGGUGCAAUAACGGGGGCAGUAUCAACAGCAGUAAUCGGUGCAGCAGUUUCGAUAUCACCACCACUAGCAGCAAUUUUUACCCUGAAGAGAAUUGCCACGGUGGGAUUUGGAUUGGGAGUACUCGGCGAAGCACUCGUACUGAAAAAUAACAAAAUGGUUUUGAAUGAAAUGGAUCUGGCCUUUAAAGGAUUUGUCAAAAUCAUGGUAAAACAAACGGAGGACAUUUUAACGGUGCAGAAAGGAUUUGAUACAAUAAACAGCUCCUUUAAACAAUUGGCAAAACCGCAAUCUACGAACGAACAAAUCAGGAAGAUUGAGUUUGGAGUCGGGGUAAAGGAUCAACUCAAAAUUAUCGAAAAGGUUUCCGGCGAUUUGAAAGAAAGUCUUGACAAAAUCAGGCAAAGACGAGAUGACUGAUAAAGAUACGGGCGCAAAAAUCUGCAUUCUGUGAGCGCCAAUGGCUGCAAAUGAUCUCGUCAGAGAUGAAAGGUUUCAAAUCGAUUCUCUGCGCAUCAUAGCGAGUCGAGUGUUUUGACGAUUCACAGCUUUUGUACGGCAAAAGUAAUUUUGGCAGAUAAUACAAUAAUUUUGAAACCGUAUAUGAAUAGUAUUGAUUGUACACUUGAGAAUAAUUUAAUAAGCAAGGCGAAUUAAGUUAUUUAUGUCAAGAUUACACAAUGAUUAAAACUCUCAAUGCAAACUUUGUAAACACCGUUAAUUAUUCGUAAAAUCCAUUAAAGAAAUACCUUGGUCACCACAAAAACUCACGUUGUUUGCAAAAGUAGUUUGAAACUCAGGAUCAUGGAACGGUGACUUCAUCAGUGCAUGCUGAAUAAGUAUAACCCGUAAAAACAAAGUUUUUCACUCUAAAUCCUUUAUAUGCGUGGCGGCUAGAGUCUUCUCGUCCUUUGGCUUGAGAUGGCUGCCACCUAUGGGUCAGAUGAUUGUCUGCAGUAUUAAACAAUUGGUAAUUAAAUAUUUAAUUUGUUUUUCCGAAACAGUGUAAAAUUUUGGAUUAAAUUUUUACACGAACAUUAAUUGUCUCGCACAACGAGUCUGUGUGCAAAAUGUCAGCUCGAUUGGAUCACGGGAAGUGGGUUAAAAAACGACCGAAAGGUUUGCACGGUCAUAAGCAAGCAAGCACGCAAGCAAGCAAGCGAACUUAAUAUGAAGGAUUUAAAAAUGCAUUCUUCCCAUGGCUCUUCUCGAUUGCCCCUUAACUCUGAUAUUUGAUAUGUAACACACAAAAACUGCUCGAAAAUGUUAUUUUCUCGUUUUGUUUCCAAAAAUAUGGGGUUUUCUGCUGACAUAACUCAUGUUAACGAUAUUUUCAAAUAUUUAUGUCAAUGUACAUUGUAUCACGAACCUGCCUAUUGAAAUGUAUUGUAUUUUUUUAUGAUAUUGUUUUUGACAUUAAUGUGCUGCUACAUUGUACCAUCUAAAUUUCAUUAAGUUUCCAAGAAAGUAUCACUGCAGGUGUCUGGACUAUGUAUUGUCAUAGAAAAAUAGUUGUUUUCAGUGUGACACAAUUUGAAUACAAAUUAUUUUCACCGCAAAUUUUCCAUCCAAAUCUUACCUGAUGGUAAUGCUAAUGUUUUAUAAAUUAUUAUACGAGCAGAUAAAACUAUCGAAAACUUUAACAUCGUGUUAUGGGUUUUGCCAUAUAUAAGUGUGGGGAAUGCAUAUGCUGUACCGUAUAUAUACUAGUCUUUGUACGUAUGCUAUAGAAUUAGCGUAGAGCCUUGAUUUUACUGGUGUGCAGGGUUGGGUGUCUAGGUAGUGUUUCAAAACUGUAAAGUUAGACAUUGACGUGUGUGAUGUGAAUAAGAGUGAAGCCUCAGUCACCCACGCUAUGACCCUAUCAAGAAUCGUCCUGGAGCCGAUGACAAAAAAUAAAUAAUU